GCCACGCGAGAGAGGUUCAGGAGGUGCACUCGAAGAAGACUCUUCUGCUGCCGACAGAGACGCGUUUUGGAACGAACGUCAUCAUGAUGGAGAGGCUGGUGGACCUGCGGGUAGAUCUGACGAAGGUUAUAGGCGACAAGCGCUGGCGUGAGACGGUUUGGUCCACCAGCAAGAUCCGCAAGGAUGUUGCGGAGGUCACUGCGUGCAUCGGAUCUCCUCAAUGGUGGGAGGAUCUGAUAGCAUUGUACCACAUGCUAGAGCCUAUCAUGGACAUGUUGAGGUUGGUGGAUAGCGACACACGCCUAAUCAACAAGAUUUUGCACCGUUAUGAGGUAAUGAUUGCAUCUUGUUUGUCUACUUGCAAGGACAUUGAUGAGGAUCAGCAGGACGCUAUUCUGGAGGUGUUUGUCAGACGGCGCACCAUGUUCCAGACCCCCGCCCACAUAGCAGUCAUGCUGUUGGAUCCCGAGUUCCGGGACCCAACGCUUUGUGACGAUGGUGAGGUGCAGCGGGCGUUGGUCGAGGCCCUGGUCCAGUUCGGCUACCCGGAGGGAUCACCGCAACACCGGGAGGUCCGUCGAGUCGUUGACAAGUUCCACACAUGCGAGCCGCCUUUCGAUGACGUCACCGUGCGGCGGGCGAUGGAUAGCUUUGACCAUCCUGCCAGUUUUUGGUCGGCGAAGAGUGGGAAGUUCCCUCACCUGGACGUGUUCGCCGGCAGGAUCCUCCGCAUCUGGGCGACGACGUCACCGUGCGAGAGGGCCUGGUCUCGCUGGAGCUUCAUUCAUUCGAAGUCUCGGAACAUGUUGGAGGUCGCUCGGGCUGAGAAGCUUGUCAGGUGCCACUGGAACCUCAGGCUUCUCGAUAGACCGGCGUUGUAUGACGAUGGUGCUGGUGAGAGGCCCGACAUCUUCGAAAAGGCCGGAGGUCGCGGACGAGCGGUGGCCGGAGGACCGACGCGCGGCGACGUGCGUGCUGGCUCGCGGACACGACGACGGCGGGCGGGCGAUUUCGUUCGCAAGGCUCGCGUGCGCUGGGACGAGGGAGACUUUCUGUUCGACAGCACGUCCAACGACGACGACGAUUUCUUCACGUCAGGCACACCGGCGGCCGACGACAACGAUGGAGGUGAUAUUGGAGGCAGUGGCGACGGAGGAGGUGACGGGGGAGGUUGUGGGUGCGGGGGCGCUGGUGGGUUCGAUGAUGGUGGAGAGGGGGGGGUGACGUUGGAGGCGGGGGAGGUGGCGAGGGCGGUGGUGGGGGAGCUGAUGGUGAAGGCGAGGAAGGGGGAGGCGACGGUGGAGGCGUGGAAGGGGGAGGUGAUGGUGGAGGCAGUGACGGUGGAGGUGAUGGUGGAGGCGGUGACAGAAGAGGUGAUGGACCCGAUGGUGGAUGGACGGUUGAGACACGGGGGCAGACGGGAUGACAACAUUGUUUCUCGUGUGCGUAGUGUCCACGUCGCGACCCGGACGGAGGCACAUGUCAUGCAGCAGGACCCGGUCAUCGUGUCGGAGGAUGACAUGGGUGAUCAUCCCACGUCGUUGGCGCGGGAGGAGAGUGGAGUGGUGUUCACUCGUCCCCGGUCGCCGGAGCCCACUGUCGACACAGCGGAGGAGACGGAGUUCCAUCGCAUGCCUUCCACUGAUGUUGUCACGGGCGCGCACGGGGCGCCCACGACGAAGGUCCCCCCCGCAGGUGUGGGUAUGGAGGACGGGGAGGCACCACCCCCUCCCACGACAGACGCUGGUCUAGAGGACGGAGAGGUCACACCUACUCCUGCUUGUGCCCAUGAUGGCCUGGGGUCUGUACGCUACAGUAGAGAGGAUGUGGCGCGCGCCCUGGCGAGCGGCGGUUACUCCACAGAGGAUAUCCACCGCACAUUGGCGGGAUACCCAGACACGCUUCAACAAAGCGCCGGCCUCCAUUGCCCGCCCAGCAGCCCUCCGCGCACUGAUAAGUUACUGGCCAUGGACUCAGCCUUGGCAGGCCUGCCCGAAAUAUCGCUUUUGAUAUCUCCCAGUUUGCCAGACAUGGCGCCACCAAAGGCUACUCAACUGGAUGAGACGCAUCAUGACACAGGAUCCGACGCGGUCGGCGGCGACACGAGACUGCAUUCUUCAGAGGUCCGCAGCUCUCCCGCCAGUUUUCAUGUGGGAGGUCCAUGGGCUGUGGACCAGGGGUUGGCGGAGGAGGUGGCACGGAACCGCCGUGGUGGGCCACGCGUCGCAGCUCAACGCAGUCUGGGAGAGUCAUUAGAGGCAGCUUUCGCGGAUCAUGUGGCGCCCGAGGGUCGUGGUUCGCAGGAUUUUUCAGAUGGCGGGUCAUUAGUCCCACCACGGGCGGCGGGUCAGCAGGCAGAGCCGCACCCGGGCCCGACGGUGGCAACAGAGGCGCAGGUUCUGGGGGUCGUUCGGUCUGGAGGAGGCGAGGGCACGGGGCAGGAUCCGGCCCAGCCACGGAGCACAGCUGAUGGUCAGCCCGUCGGCGGGGACAGCGAGCACGGCGGGUCAUCGACCACACACCCUGAUGCUGGAGGGCCCGUCGGCGCCGUCGCACAUGGUGUCGGAGGCGGGCAUGCAGGUGACCCUCUACCGCAUCUGCCAGGGAUUUGUCCACCACCCCCGCACCCCCCCGUCGUCGACCCCGCCGCCCAUGGCUUGGAUGGGCGCAGUGCAUUGCCAACGAUGCCAUUCUACAACGGCGCGAGCACAGACCGAGGGGCGGGCGAUAUGGGACACGCAUCAGCAUGUGGACCGACAGAUGUGCCCGCGGGGACGCGGUUGAUAGGCCACGUCGAUGGCAGUUGUCACGAGUCCAUGAGAGCUUUCGAGGAGCGGCAUGGGAGGCCCAUACGGCCGAAGACAGAGGACGUCCAUGACACCGGGAUGGCAACUGCGAGGCUCUCUCGGGCGAGGAAGAAGGGGACAGGUACGUCGAUUCCGUUUCACCGACGCCGCCUGCCACCUAUUUUUCGCUACAAAGAUCAGUCCAGACAGAUGCCGGCGGCUGCUGACGGACAGGCGGGGGCAGACGGGGGKGACGGCGUGGACAGACCAGGGCGAGGCGAGAAAAGACGAGGCGGCUGGAGCAUCAUCCAUGAUGACAGUUCCACAGCCACUGAGGCCGGCGAGACCACAGGGGCCGACGAUCCUAAUGACUCUGAUUACGUGCCGAGGUUCCGGAUGGCAAAUGGAGAUGACGAUGGAGGACGACGCGUGAGGCAGAGGACAGGACUCGGCCCGCAAGGGCAGUGCACGCCAUCAGCCAAUGUGCCGCUUAUUGAUCGAUGGGCGCAAGCUCGCUCUAUUGUCAUCUUGUGAUUGGUUGUUGGGAGUUUGUCAGAGAGAUAGGAACACUGUGUGCAUUCACCGCAUCUGUGCAUGGUUGAUAGUAACUUGAUACAAUGU
Messenger RNA from Chara braunii, 3407 nucleotides. NCBI's taxonomy places the organism in Eukaryota, Viridiplantae, Streptophyta, Charophyceae, Charales, Characeae. The record is from the annotation of a GenBank genome assembly.